Amoebophrya sp. A120 is the source of this 850-nucleotide messenger RNA. The record is from the annotation of a GenBank genome assembly. Lineage: Eukaryota; Dinophyceae; Syndiniales; Amoebophryaceae.
GACGGAUCCCGAUGAGCGGAAUGAGUUUCUGAAGGAGAUUGAAAGGCUAGCGCAGCAUCACCAAAACCGGGAAGACGCCAUCGAUGCGAUUGAGGCUUUGGACAAGGACCACAAUGACAAAGUCGACAAAGACGAGCUGCGGAAGGCCGCGCUGAUGCCCAGCCAAUUGAAAGCACUGGGGCUCACAGACAGCGACGACAUGAUGGCCAAGCUCGACACCAAUAACGACGGGGAAUUUGACAAAACGGACGUGGUUGCCAUGAAGAACGAGAAGAUCCUGGAUGCUCUGAACCACGAACAGUCAAUGGACGACAUCCACAAGGCACUGGCGCAAGGCCCUAGCACAUCCCCAUUGACGGACCAGCUGGACAUGGACGGGAAUGGGAAGGUGGAUGACAACGAACUCGCGCUUGCUGACAAAGACCACGACCACAUGCUGGACACGAAAGAACUGGAGAAGGCGAGUCGGGUCCAAGAUAACUUGGAUACAAACAUUAUCCCAAGUAAAAACGUCCCCACCCCAAAGUUGUCACGCAAAUCAACAAACCUCAGACGUUCUACUUUUUUCAUGCUAUCUGAGAGUUUGUCAUGCUGGAAUCAGAUUAAUGCGAUCAAUUUGUGAUGCGACUGCGCAGGCUAAACACGACGAUACUGCGAGCAGAAUUGUGUCAUGCGCAACGCCCAAUUCUUGCGGAUUUGCGUAGUAAAAAGCCCCCAUCAUGACUAUGGGGUGGGGACGUUUUUACACAGGAUAAACAAUGAUGGGAUUGUCAACGAAAAAGAUUCAGACCACAUCGCGGAGCAUGUGAGCGCGCAGGAUCUGAGAGCAGCGGACGCUCGCACCGUCAGC